Apis mellifera (honey bee) is the source of this 1411-nucleotide messenger RNA. Its product is annotated as cAMP-dependent protein kinase catalytic subunit-like. The transcript has a single exon. Gene Ontology annotation, biological process: peptidyl-serine phosphorylation. NCBI's taxonomy places the organism in Eukaryota, Metazoa, Arthropoda, Insecta, Hymenoptera, Apidae. Gene Ontology annotation, cellular component: cAMP-dependent protein kinase complex; nucleus. Gene Ontology annotation, molecular function: ATP binding; cAMP-dependent protein kinase activity. Bases 200 to 1294 code for a protein of 364 amino acids. The record is from RefSeq and is a predicted model, not a curated record.
AACCGAGUAAAUCGAUGGAUAUCAGUAUCGUUCUUGGGUAAAGAUCGUACAUCUGAUUAAUCGAAUUUAAAUUAGGCAAAAAGCGAAUAUCGAUAUUGCGAUAUUGUUGUUCCCCAAUUCGCGACCGUCAAUCCAUAACAUAACCACGUUAUUAUAUUAUUAAUAACAUUGUUUAUAAUUUAUAUGUAUUAAUUUUUAUAUGGAAUUCGAAAAUCAUAAACUCAAUCACGAAUUAAUUGUGACUGAAAUGAAAGAGGAGGAGAGUUUGGAUAAUUUCGCGGAAUAUAAGAAAAUACUCGACGAAUUGAAAGUUUCGUUCUUCGAAAGAUGGAAGGUUAACAAAAUCGAUAACGUUAAUCUGAACGAUUUUGAAAAAUUUCGAACAAUCGGAACCGGCGCAUUCGGCCGCGUUAUGCUCGUGAAAUAUAAAACUUCUGAUACUUACUACGCAAUGAAAAUCUUGGAUAAAUCGAAACUCGUGAAGUUGAAGCAGGUGGAUCAUACGUACAACGAAAAGAGGAUAUUGGAAUGCGUCAGAUUCCCGUUCAUCGUCUUCAUGGAAUACUGUUUCAAAGACAAUUCGUACGUGUACAUGGUUUUACCGUUUGUCAGCGGUGGAGAAAUGUUCACGCAUUUGAGACGAAUGGGAAAGUUCGAGGAAAAUCUGGCGCGUUUCUACGCCGCCCAAGUUGCCCUCGCAUUGGAAUACCUUCAUCAUUGCAGCCUGGUUUACAGAGAUUUGAAACCAGAAAAUAUUUUAAUCCAGAAUACGGGCUAUCUCAAGAUAACGGACUUUGGCUUCUGUAAAAUGAUCAACGGUAGAACUUGGACCCUUUGCGGCACUCCCGAAUAUCUCGCACCCGAGAUAAUAUUGUCGAAAGGAUACGGGAAAUCUGUCGAUUGGUGGAGUUUCGGCGUUUUGAUUUACGAGAUGAACGCCGGUUAUCCGCCAUUCUACUCGCGAGACCCGAUGAAAAUAUACGAGAAGAUCGUGGCUGGUAGAUACAAAUUCGCUCAUCACUUCGGCGAGGAAUUGAGAGACAUUUUGAAGAACAUACUGCAAGUAGAUCUUACAAAGAGAUACGGUAAUUUGAAAUCUGGUAGCAUAGAUAUCAAAAGCCAUAAAUGGUUUGAGCAGAUCAAAUGGUUAGAUUUGUACAAUCAAAAGAUAUUACCUACUUUUAUACCGAAAUGCAUCUCGCCUGACGACACUAGCAACUUCGAUUAUUACGACGAGGAACCAUUAAAAGUGGCCACGGUAGAUCGUUACGCUAAAGAAUUCGAGAAGUUUUAAUCGAGAAUGAGUGAUUUAAAGAUGUAUCGAAAAGAGAUCCUAAGAGGAAUCCUAAAGAGGAAGUAUCUUUACGGGGAGAAAAUUUUAAAGAUUCGUUCAUUAUAGUACAAUAAAGUA